Messenger RNA from Penicillium bovifimosum, 1383 nucleotides. Its product is annotated as glycoside hydrolase family 76 protein. Lineage: Eukaryota; Fungi; Ascomycota; Eurotiomycetes; Eurotiales; Aspergillaceae. The transcript is spliced from 3 exons. The record is from RefSeq and is a predicted model, not a curated record. Gene Ontology annotation, biological process: fungal-type cell wall biogenesis; carbohydrate catabolic process. Gene Ontology annotation, molecular function: mannan endo-1,6-alpha-mannosidase activity. The coding region runs from base 1 to 1383 and encodes 460 amino acids.
AUGAUUCUGUCCAAGUGGCUGGCCACUCUCCUGGGCGGCACCCUGGCCGUCCAGGGCGCCCUCGCCAUCGACGUGAAUGUCGAUGACGAGAGCUCCCUCAAAAGCGCCGCCAAAAAAGUCGCUACCCGAAUGAUGCAAUACUACGACGAUCGCGAGUCUAAGAACAUUCCUGGUAAACUCGAUGGCACCUGGUGGGAAGGCGGUUCCAUGUUCAUGACCCUCAUUCUGUACUGGUUUGUGACCGGCGACUCUCAGUUCAAUGCGGCUAUUCAGGAGGGAAUGUACUUUCAAAAAGGCGACGACAAUUUCUUCCCUUCCAAUUACAGUCAGUAUCUCGGUAACGACGACCAAGUCUUCUGGGGACUGGCCGCCAUUACCGCCGCUGAAUUCAACUACCCGGAACGAGACGGCGAACCAUCAUGGGUUUCCCUGGCGCAGGGUGUUUUCAAUACUCAAAUCCCCCGCUGGGAUACGAGCAGUUGUCACGGUGGUAUGCGCUGGCAAAUUUGGCCAUACCAGGACGGUUACCUGACAAAGAACGCUAUCUCGAACGGAGGAUUGUUCCAACUGUCGGCCCGCCUCGCUCUCUACACCGGAAAUAAGACCUAUGCCGACUGGGCCGAGCGCAUCUGGGAUUGGAGUGCUACCACCCCGUUGCUCAAUACAAAGAGAUGGAACAUCGCCGAUACCACCACCGUUGGCACACAGUGUACGGAUCAUGGCGACUUCCAAUGGACUUACAACUACGCCACUUACAUUAGUGGUGCUGCCUACAUGCACAACUACACUAAUGGUACCGAAACGAAAUGGAAAGAGGGUGUCCUCGGUCUCGUCAAGACCUCUCAACAGUUUUACCCUACGAAAGGAUUUAACGACGCUAACGGUCAAAUUCUAUCGGACACUACCUGCGAACCCCUUGGCAACUGCGAUCGCAACCAGAUCACCUUCAAGGCCUAUUUCACCAACUGGCUUGGAAUGUUGACAACCAUUGUUCCCGGUACUUACGAUCUGAUCUUCCCCCAGUUGAGGACCUCCGCCCAGGCCGCUGCCAAGCAGUGCUCGGGUGGUGAUGACGGUGAACACUGUGGCAUUCGCUGGUACAAGCAAGCCGAAUGGGACAAAACCAAGGGUCUUGAACAACAGAUGGCUGUGUUGGGUGUCCUGUCUGCCAAUUUGAUUCCUUUCAAGAACAAGGCACCUUUGACUUUGGCCUCGGGUGGUACUUCCAAGAGUAACCCGAAUGCCGGCACGAAUUCCUCGGACAACGAUAUUCCCGUGUUAAAUAACAUUGGGACCGGGGACCGGGCAGGUGCGGGCAUCUUGACCGUCAUUUUUGUGACUGGAUGGGCCGUUGCUGUUACUUGGAUGAUCCGGGGUGGUUAA